CAGCAUUUCCGAGCCAGAAGAAAAAACAGCUCCACCUUCCAACUCUCUAUUCCCGACCUCAGAUUUACCAAUAGGAAUUCCAUUCGCCAGUUUUCUGCGAGGAAAACAUGGAAACGUGGCAGGCAGCCUUAGGAUGGAGUGAAAAGAGUGCAGGAAAAUAAGAAAGCGCUCCAAACACGGUUCCCUCUAAUGGCUCUUUUGACUCCUACGCUGCCCGACUUCUCCUUUUGAGCAGUUUGCUCUUCCUCGGCUUCUGUGGGAAGCGCUAUCAAUGAUGCAUCCAGAAGAGGAGACCACGAAACGGGGCUUAAUUUUGACAGAAAAGGCUGGAAGGCUUUGCUUUUGUGCAAAUCUGCCCAGUUCGGCAGAAUCAAGCCCUGCCUGUUAUUUCCCUCCUCUAUUUUUGCAACCUAAAGAGGUCAGCUUCAGCAUUCGGAUGACACUUUUUCAAGGAAAGGCAGUUCUCUUAUGGAUAUCCGUGCUCGCCCUCUUAUCGCUGGCCAUUUCCACCUACCUGGUCAGGGAUGCGAAAGGGACCUUGAUGGACAGCACCAGCACCCAAGGCGAGCAUCCGACCGAAGAACCGAAACGGUUGCUGCUGAGCAGCUGGUUUCACCCAAGCGCACGGACAGAGGUCCCCACCAUGAGCCUGUGGUCAGCCCCCAUCGUGUGGGAUGGGACGUUCGAAAGAGACAUCCUCAACUCGCACUACAAGCGGCAGAAAGUCACCGUGGGACUGACCGUUUUCGCCAUUGGGAAGUACCUGGACAAAUACCUGAAGGACUUCUUGGUUUCCGCCAACACCUUCUUCAUGGCGGGCCACCAGGUCAUCUUCUACAUCAUGGUCGAUGACCUGCUCAAAGUGCCCAAGGUCAAGCUGGACCCUCAGCGGACGCUGAAGCUUAUCUGGGUCAAGCAGCACAACCGCUGGCAAGACAUCAGCAUGAUGCGCAUGAAGACCAUCGGGGACCUGAUCGAGCAGCGCAUCCGCUUCGAGGUGGACUUCCUCUUCUGCAUGGACGUCGACCAGGUCUUCAGGAGCCACUACGGGGUGGAGACCCUCGACACGUCCGUGGCCCAGCUCCAUGCCUGGUUCUACAAGGCACAGAGGAACCUCUUCACCUACGAGAGGCGCCCCGAGUCGGCCGCGCACAUCCCCUACGAAGAGGGGGACUACUACUACCACGGAGCAGUCUUUGGGGGCACCCCGCUGCAGGUGCUGAACCUCACUCGGCAGUGCUACCAAGGCAUCCUGCAGGACAAGCGGCGGGAGGUGGAGGCCAUCUGGCACGACGAGAGCCACCUCAACAAGUACUUCCUGCUCAACAAGCCCACCAAGCUGCUCUCCCCCGAGUACUGCUGGGACUACAAAAUCGGCCCCCAGCCUCAGAUCCAUAAUGUAAAGUUGUCCUGGAUGCCUAAAGAAUACCAGAACGUCAGAGACAAUGAUUGACCUGCCCCAACCCCUUGCGUGGACUAGAGCUGGCCCGCAGCCACGGACAUUUGAAGGGCCCGGCUGAGCCUCGCUCCGUCACCCCCUGCAGAAGAUGAGGAGGGCCAAGCUGGGGCCCCAGAGGGGCUGCAACAGUGAGGAAGAGUCCAGCUGUCCUCUGCCCCCUCCUGCCCCCUUCGUUUCUCUCCGCAUUUGGUCAGCCUCUCUCUCUUUUUCACCCAUGGCGACUUGUGGGGUGAGGUCUUCCUCCUGGCUGAGCUUCUCUCGUUUGGAGAAGCCCUUUGCUCAGAGAGAGAACCAAGCUGGGCUCCGUCGACAUUUAAACCUCUGUACGCCUUUCACCCCACCAGAGCAAGUGCAUGUAGACCAAACAGCUCGGGCAUUCCCCAUCCUUUCUUUUAGAUUCGACCGUUUUGUCUCAGACUCUUUUGGGUGCUUGGGACU
Molecule: messenger RNA, 1897 nt
Organism: Notechis scutatus (mainland tiger snake)
Lineage: Eukaryota; Metazoa; Chordata; Lepidosauria; Squamata; Elapidae
Gene: GLT6D1
Product: glycosyltransferase 6 domain containing 1
Biological process (GO): carbohydrate metabolic process
Cellular component (GO): membrane; vesicle; Golgi apparatus
Molecular function (GO): hexosyltransferase activity
Source: RefSeq, a predicted model, not a curated record